AUGUCCACCGAAUUUACUGAGCGCUACAAGGGCUUCACCGUCAAGCCCAUCCUCCCUGGAUUCGGCGCAGAAGUUGCGGGCGUCCCGUUCGACCAAGUCCCGCUUCCUCAGGAGACUAUCGACGCGCUCGUCGAGCUCUCGAACAAGUACGCGGUCCUCAUCUUCCGCGACACCGGUCUCGACGACGCUCGCCAUGUGAAGUUCUCACAGCAACUCGGCGAGCUCGAAGUCUGCCCCAAGUUCGGCGGACCCGACCAGCCAGACCGCUUCUCCUCUCGCUACCUCUUCGACGCCGGCAACAUGAAUCUCGACGGGACAAUCGUCAAGGAGGGCACGCGCCGCUGGCAGUACAACAAGGGCAACGCCCUCCCUCACACCGACUCCUCGUUCAACCAACACCGCUCGAAAUACUCCCUCCUCCUCGCACACCUCGUUCCCUCCGUCGGCGGCAACACCGACUUCUUCAACGUCCGCCAGGCGUACGCCGAUUUGCCCGAAGAGAAGAAGGAGAUGUUGAGGGAGUUGGUGAUUGAACAUGACUUGUGGCACUCGAGGAAGAUUGCGGCGCCGGAAGAGUUCCAGACUGUCACCGCACACGAGAUGGCCGCCAAGCAACCCGCGUACCACAAGUUCGUCCAAACCGCCCCGAACGGCAACGAGACCCUCUUCAUCGCCGCGCACGCCAAGCGCGUAGUCGGACCUCAAGUGUGGGACCUCGACAAGUCGCAAAAGCUCAUUUGGGAGCUCAUUGACCAUUGCACGAAGCCUGAGUACAUGUUCUCUGCAAAGUGGAACGGACCAGGCGAUAUGGUCUGGUGGGACAACCGUACCUCGAUGCACCGCGCCACUCCCUUCUCAGACCAAAUGGAGAAGCGCGAUAUGCGCCGCACGACGGUGUUCGACGAUGGGCCUUAUGCGCAGGGAGCGAUGCCGCCGAUGCUGGACAUGCCGGCUGCUUGA
Rhodotorula toruloides NP11 is the source of this 960-nucleotide messenger RNA. Its product is annotated as alpha-ketoglutarate dependent 2,4-dichlorophenoxyacetate dioxygenase. Gene Ontology annotation, molecular function: oxidoreductase activity. The coding region runs from base 1 to 960 and encodes 319 amino acids. NCBI's taxonomy places the organism in Eukaryota, Fungi, Basidiomycota, Microbotryomycetes, Sporidiobolales, Sporidiobolaceae. The record is from RefSeq and is a predicted model, not a curated record. The transcript has 9 exons.